AUGGAGUUCGACUGCCUUCACGUGGACCCCAAGGAGGAGGCCAAGAAGCACAAGCUUAAGAGGCUGGUGCAGAACCCCAACUCUUUCUUCAUGGACGUGCGCUGCCCCGGGUGUCUCACUAUCACCACCGUCUUCAGCCACGCCCAGACCGCCGUCAUUUGCGGCAGCUGCAACGUUGUCCUGUCUGAGCCCACCGGUGGCAAGUGCAGACUCACCAAGGGCUGCUCCUUCCGCAAGAAGGUUGAGUAA
Molecule: messenger RNA, 249 nt
Organism: Babesia ovata
Lineage: Eukaryota; Apicomplexa; Aconoidasida; Piroplasmida; Babesiidae
Product: 40S ribosomal protein
Exons: 2
Coding region: 1-249 (82 amino acids)
Biological process (GO): translation; ribosomal small subunit assembly
Cellular component (GO): ribosome; cytosolic small ribosomal subunit
Molecular function (GO): RNA binding; structural constituent of ribosome
Source: RefSeq, a predicted model, not a curated record